CUCAGUCCGACGAGGAACGUACAGGCGGUCACAGCUCGUUAUUCCACUGGCUGUUGCUCGUUUCGUGCGGGUUCCAUCAACGGAGACCUGUCCAAACCGGAAGAAACAGUGUCCUCGGUGUAUCGAUCGACCACGGCGGUGCUAAAAGCUGAAAUAUAAAGAGGAAUUUGGUGAGCAGCUCUGAUCACCAGGCCCAGGCGGUCGCAGCGCCAUCUGUGCGACGAACCGAUGAGGCGCGGAAGAACGUCGAAGACAGCGGCUCGCGUGGCUGACGCCUGCGGCCGCGCCUCUGGAUUCCAGCAGCGGCGACACACCGCUCAACGGGCCCGUUGAAUUCCAUACCGAGUGUCUGUGAGCGUUCGAGUUUGUCGGUGUGCCGUGCUUACCUACUGUCCCGUCGAUCGGUACACGUGGAGGUGAGGGGCGACCAAGAGGACGUAGACGCCACUGGUGUACACCGCAUACCACAGGAGGACCUGGCCCCCGAAGGAAGGAGAACGGUGGGAGGUUGGAAAAGGUUGGCAAGAGCUGGCCUCGUGGAAGAAAGAAAAGACGAGGAGGUGGUAGAAGGGAAGCCAGGUAGAAAGAAAAGAGGAACGCUGGUACCUUGGUGGGGAGCCGUCAGAAGGCGGCCAUAAUGGCCUGACGCGAUCUCGAGCGAGCGGCGGCUACAGCUGCUGCGAAAUAGCCGAGAGCGGCUCUCCUCGUCGUCCACGCACGCGUAUUUUGCAACCGCGGACGGGCUGCGUCUUUGGAAAGUGACUGCGUAAUCGCGAGUGGAGUGUGUUACCGGGUGGAGUCGUCGUUUCGUUCCGUGUGCACCGUACGCUCGCGUGUGUGCUCGAAUUCCCCCGUGGGUCCGAUGCCUGUUCUUCGGAUGGUGUUCGAUGAUUCGGAUUCGACGGUUCUCGAUCGUUGCUAGUCUCUUCAAGAUCACGUAUGCUCUGUUCCUGCAUUGAUUUCUUGCUACAUCGGAAGAGGAAGACUACCAGAGGCUAGAACAGUUGGACCGGUUGCCUGGACCAGUUCAAUCUACUCAAUCGAUUUCAAAAAUGAGGGGUGCUAAUCAAGAUUCGGCUACGCCGUACUGCCGGUGCCGAGUCCUCUAUCUGGGCAGCUCUGUGCCUCAUGCGAGCAAGGAAGGUUUGUUAGGUGUUCAGGAACCUCUUCGUGAACUGUAUCCCGAGCAGGGUGCUCUAGGAGCACGUGGAAUCGAUUCUUGGCUGAGCGUCUGGAGCAACGGCCUGCUGCUGGAGAACGUGGACGAACAUCGCAAGAAGGUCACCAGGUUUUUCCCGAUUGAGGCGCUUCAUUACUGCGCCGCAGUCAGGCACGUAAAAGGCGGAAGCGGAGAUUCCUCGAACACGAGGUUCCUGCCUCUCGACUCUCCAUUCGCGAGGACGCCUAGCGCCAAUCAUCCGCCACUUUUUGCCGCCGUCUUACGACGAACGACCGGCAUCAAGGUUCUCGAGUGUCAUGCGUUUAUAUGCAAGCGCGACAUGGCUGCCAACGCCCUGGUCAGGUGUUGUUUCCACGCAUACGCGGAUAGUAGCUACGCUAAGGGACUGGACCCAAGUACGACGACGACCAACGGAGUUACGUCUGGUCAUCCUUCGAAUAACAGCCUCUAUCACACCCUCGGUGGGUCCAGCACCACCUUAGACAGCCCUCAGGCAACGCGUUUGGACGCAACCUCGACCGACGACCUGAGUCUCUACAACGGCGACGAGAACCACAAAGUCUGGGCCAGAGGUCGGGAUGAGGUUGACGGAUUGUAUCAAGAACAAGGAACACUACGAAGCACCAAGGGUUCCAGACCUCGUCAGCUGGUUGGUCCGCCUCCUCCUCCACCGCCACCACCUCCCCCAGCUCAGCCUCUACUGCUGGAGGAAUCUUCGUCUUCUUCCGUUCGUCGAAAGGCCAACAAGAAGUUAAAGAAACUGAAAAAUCGGUCAGCGCAUGAGGAUCCAUUGCAACAGCCGCACCUUCAUCCUCAAAUGCAUCAAGGAAUGUACACAAAUGGCUACGGACAUCAUACCUUGGGUCAUCCAGUCAGGCAGCAGCACUACCACCCUCAUCCUCUACCACCUAGCAGUCGAUCGGUAGCUGGAACCCUAGCCAGACCAGCGCCAGUGCUUCUUGUGCCUGCUGCCACAUUACCCAGGAAGGCCCACCAUCACCCCAGAGGACUCAGACCAAUUCCAGCAGCCGCUCCAAUUGUUCCAGUAUACGCUCCUGUCCCGGUGGUUCCACCGCCGCCAGCGGCGGCCAUCUAUCCAGCUGGAACAUACGGAACUGCUGGGAAUAGAAGCAGAAGAAGCCAUCCUGAAGGCGAUACCUCUACUUUAGGAGCGUCCAGGAGAUUGGCCGCGUCACACGCUGAUCUAACCAGCGCGGAGAUGAAUCGAGCCGCCGACAGUCCUGAGAACGAGUCCCGUUUUGGUACCGGCAUCUAUCGACGGAAGGGCCAUCUGAACGAGAGAGCAUUUUCUUACAGCAUCCGGGCCGAGCAUCGCAGCAGGAGCCACGGUAGUCUGGCCUCCUUGGGCUUCAGCGGGCAGAACGGCACUGCGUUACCUAAGGAAGAAAAGAAGGAUAGAGAAAUAGCCCAACUAGUGGCUGGCUUGAACCUGGACGACAGUCCGGAGAGGACGCAGCCUCCGGUGAACUCAAGGAGCGGCUACUCUCAUCAUCAACAACAUCAGCUUCAGCCGUUACCCAGGCCUCGGCCUCGUUAGGACCUCUCCACUUCCUUCGUUGACUCGCAAGUGCGUCAGAACCUCGGAAUACACGUCGCUGGACCGUUUGUCAUGUGUUCUUCGGGCCAACCAUUCGUAAACUUUGGCCCAUCGGUUGAUUCAGCCGAGGUUUCGUUAAAGGACGACUAUCGCUCGACAAAAAUGAGUGAUGCCUUUAGUCGAACAUGGACGAUCAGUUGCUCAAAGACUCAAAGAACCAGUUUAUAGUGCGAACCGAUGAAUCUGAACGUUCGACUCUAACUGAUGAUUUUCAUUUGAAUCACAAUGAGAUACAGAUGUUUCGUAAUUUUUGAGCCAACUGUUUGAGCUCGUUUCCGUGAGGUCCAUCGUGGAAUUUUAAGUAGGGCACUUGUUCGAUGGAAGAAGGAACUUCUUUCUCGCGGCGUUAGCGUGGAAAAUCGUGAUGGGUGGUCUGGCUUGAAGAGCGUUCAACUGGUUCAGUUGGCUUUCGAUUCUCGGAACAACCUUGCCCGAGUAGGAAAAUUACGGUUCAAGAAAAAAGCUGAUGGCACCCGGUCUCCGGUGACCUCCUUCGUCUUAUCUCGAAAGUCGAUCGUCUUUGUCAAAUUAAGGACUUCGAUCGAUGCACCGUAACGGUUCGAAGUAACGUCGAAGAGAACUUCAUAAGAAUUCAUUUCGAAAUUCUUUAGACAAAAAUUUUAUUUUGUUGUUUUUAGAGACCUUCGAACCUUGUUGUUGACGGAAGACGUUACGGAAGACGACCUUCCUGUAAUAAAAACGAGCCAGUUAAUUAGACAUAAUUAGAAUUAUUGUCACCUGAUGAAAAAGAUUGUUCUGAUGGCUGGAGCUCGUUAGUCAACGAAACUGUCCACGCUACCUCGUAAUAUUUCCUCUGAGAAAACGAACCGGUAGCUUUAUCAUCGUUUCAUGGAAACUAGGCUCUGGUGGAUCCAAUGACAGGAAGGGAAUAAUUUGAUUUAUAACGAAGAUGAGGCAACGGGUAUUCGAAACAAUCGGAGGAUUAUUUUUUAUUUUCUUCGUUUCUGAUAGCAUUGCACGAUGUUGCAUGGUAUUUCGUGACGUUAAGGUUUUUCUAUGUUUUCGUAGACUAUCGAACAAUCGUAUCAGCAAUUUUCUCCUGGAAAAGGUAAUGCAGCGAUUUAAAUUCCCGCCGCAUGAUUUUCAGUCGGUUCUCGUGGGAACGUGAACGUUAAUCUUAAUUGCGUGAGAAAAAAUUACACACACGGUGGAUCGAGGGUUUCGAGAGGCUCGGUUAUAAAACCUACUGUUUCACCUUUAUUUUUUCUUCGCGAAAGAAACUAGGGACUAAAGAUUUCCUAUAAACUAGUCCAGUUCUAAAUUUCGAGGGUUAAUUAUUAAUACUUCCACAACCGACUAUUUUUCGUAAAAAAUAAAUUUCUUUCCGAGUUUCAUUGAUUGUAUCGAUUACCGAUGAAAAAUGUCGCCCCUGUUUCGUAACGAGUUUCUCCGUUCUCGUAACAGCGAUGGAAAAAGCAAUGUUUCAAGAUAUUCCGAGUGCAAUGGACCGAAUUACGGUAUCUAAUGCAUAAUCGCUUGGAUUAGAUUUUUCUAUGGAGAACAUUUCGACCCACGUGUUGUCAUAGUUCCUUUUACUUCGUUCCUAUACAGUUCUGCAUCUUUCCACUCGUAGUAUUUCAAGGAUAUAAACGUCAAAAAAUUGAAUAUAAAACAAAUUAGUUAUUAGAAACGAGAGAAAUUAUCUCUAUCCAAUGUCGAUGAAAAAUCCUCCGAUUGUUUCGAUCAAGGACCAAUACCAUGUAAAUAAAAUAUAAGCCACUGAAAUUUGAUUUCCACGUUAAAGUCACGAAUUUUCUUCUUCCAACAUCAGAUAUUCUCAAGACGGUAGUGCCUUCGUUUUAUGCGAACUUUGUCUGAUAAUUGGGAGGAGGAGCGCGGUGCAGCGCAUCCCUCAAAUGAUCCAGCAUGGGAAUCAGUGCCAAACGCCAUGAAGCGUCCGACUUGGCGAAUAGUAUCAUCGACUUUUUGCCCUUCUCGACCGAUUCUUUCGAUCCUUUCGCCAUGCUGAAUUCAGCGGAGACCUCUUGGACCCGGUUUACUCGGAUCCGAAACGAGUUUAACAUGGAUGACGAGCGGGUUUUCACGAAUUCGCCUUGUCAUUCGAUUAUCAGGCUGGAACGAGAGGUCCGCUCGCGUGUUUCUUGCGCUUGACACACGUUAAAUUAACCCUUCGUCAAUCUGCUUCUCAAAUUACCCUUUGAUUUCAUCAUUUUUUGUCAAUCAAACGAGUUACUCUCGUCGAUGGUCCAAGAAUUUAUUUGUAAAUUUUUCAUAACGGAAGGGUUGAAUGAACGAGUGGCUAUCUUGUGAAAGAAAAAAGUGAUCGAGCUCCAAGUCGGACAACAGGUGCAACUGGAACUUAUUUAUUUAAUCGCAUGUGCCAGAUGAUCGUAGAAAAAUCGCCCAGCGUGUUUUCAGCUCGACGAUAGUUAUUCUAUUUUAACCCUUUAACCGAGCAGAAACUCGUUCGUUAACCCGUGUCGAAUAUUUGCUGAGUAAACCUUCCGUUCGCUAGUAACCCCUACAGCAGUCGUAUUUUUUCUCGUUCAAAAAAAUAAUGCAAAAUUAAUAUAACAUUAGAUCUUGUGCAACGAGAUGUUUUACUCGGCAAAUGAUUCCACGUUACAGUUAAAGGGUUGCGAAUUCAUUAAGGAUCGGUAGUAGUUAGAGUUACUUAGGAUUUCUCGCGGUACAAUCGCUAUUGUAUGAAAUCAACUCUUCGUUGUGGCGAGUAAAUAAUUGACUACUGUAUAUCAAGUGGAAACAUAUUAAAGGAAGAUCGCCAAACGAAGAGUUGAUCGAGGAAAAAAAAAAUGUGCGAACUUUGUUGCGAGGCGCGAACGAUUAUUUAUUUUAUCGUAGCCUGUGCGCUCGUCCCACGAACCUCUACCCUCAUGAAUAAACUGCGGAUGUUUAUGCAAUUGUAACGUGUUAAAUUAUGCAAAGUAUAUGCGACAAUUCGAUGAAUCAUUUGUUUCUCAGACUGAUGGAUAUACUUUAAAAAAAAGCGAGAAUAUGUGUGACUUGGAGGAUAAGCAAAAAAUUGUUACUAUUCAUUGAUGCACAGUUGCUCGAGGAUUAUAAAGAUAAAUAGUUAGUUUUCAAAUUAAAAAAGAAUGGCUAUUAUGUUAUUUUUUUCAUCAUUUGUUUAAACAUUCGCAGUCUAGUCGUGAAAAAUAAUGUAUUUAUCGCACAAAGAACUCGAUGGAAUCUCUUGUUCGUGUUUCCCGUCGUUUCAUUGCGCUCGAAAUCGCGCGAGCUCCUCUCGUGACACGCUUACGUGUAACCGCGUCCUCUUACGUAAGUUAGCUUCUAAAGAUCACCGACACGAGCGUGUGGAAUGCUGGUACCCGGUACAUAGAAUGUUGAUAAAAUACUUGGCAUGUUUUUAUAACUAUACACAUAAUAUUUUACAUCAUUCCAUUUUCUAUUUCAAAAAUUUUCUAGGACCGAAAUUUUAAAUAGAUUUAAAUAAAUGAAUGAUCGAAGAGGGUCACCAGCGUUGUAGAACACGAGAGAAACAGUGGGAAAGAAUCGUCGGAGUCGAAACGUGAUCGGAGAUCCAUCCUAUCCUCUUGAAUUACUUGUGAACAUGUUAUGUAUAUUGUUACGUGUCGAUUGCCAUUGCAGAAUUAAUUAAUAAUAAACUAACAAUGCAACUAAAACCAAA
This is a messenger RNA of Osmia bicornis bicornis, 6450 nucleotides long. RefSeq lists its product as uncharacterized. The transcript is spliced from 2 exons. The record is from RefSeq and is a predicted model, not a curated record. NCBI's taxonomy places the organism in Eukaryota, Metazoa, Arthropoda, Insecta, Hymenoptera, Megachilidae. Bases 1053 to 2738 code for a protein of 561 amino acids.